GAAAUCUCAAAGUUCUUCAGCAAAUCGACUGGAAUCGAACGAGCGAGAGCAAAAAUGAACUCAAUGGUGGCAUUAGGGAAGAAAUUCACGAGAAAUAUUCAAGAUCAUAAACGCAGGCUUUUAUCAGCUAAGUAUGAAUUAAGGCGAAAGCUUUACAAAGCGUUUGUUCAAGAUCCUGAACUCCCCCCUGAAAUGAGAGAAGCUCAUCGUUACAAGCUUUCGAAAUUGCCAAGGAACAGUUCAUUCACUCGAAUCAGAAAUCGUUGCGUUUUCACAGGUCGGCCACGUGCUGUGUAUGAGAAGUUUAGAAUGUCGCGUAUUGUGUUCCGUGGUUUGGCUGCUCGUGGUGCUUUGCAAGGUGUUAAGAAAGCUUCUUGGUAGACUUACACCCCAGGAUUACUUCAUUAGGAAUCUACCAAAAGCAUUACUACUGGAUCUCAUAUACUAUAGCCAAGCAGAUUACAGUCGGACUAAAGUUUAUAUUUCAAAAGUUGUCGUAGCUUUUUCAAAUAAAUCGUCAUGCUAUGUUAUGAGACUUCUGCCUUUUCAAAUAUCUAGCUCUUCGGGUUGGAAUGUCUGUAUACUUUUCAUCUCUGCUUCAAGAUUUCUGGAAGUUCUGAAUCUGCUUGGUGGAACCUUGCUAAAGCUUUUCAUUGUCCUGAAACUUCUGAUUUUAUGAGAAGACCUGACUUAUUACUUUGGACUCUAAUUCCAGCUUUGAACUGUUAUCAAGGCAUGCAUCUUCCUCACCAACCCCCCCCCCAAACACACGCACAGUUUUCUAUCGUCUGUUACACUACCCUUCACAGUGCAUGUUACACUGUUUAAAAAUGACAUGUAUCAUCCUACAUUAGUUGUGUUU
This is a messenger RNA of Nicotiana tabacum (common tobacco), 862 nucleotides long. Lineage: Eukaryota; Viridiplantae; Streptophyta; Magnoliopsida; Solanales; Solanaceae. The record is from RefSeq and is a predicted model, not a curated record.